Molecule: messenger RNA, 2715 nt
Organism: Eublepharis macularius
Lineage: Eukaryota; Metazoa; Chordata; Lepidosauria; Squamata; Eublepharidae
Gene: C5H1orf116
Product: chromosome 5 C1orf116 homolog
Exons: 5
Coding region: 215-1957 (580 amino acids)
Source: RefSeq, a predicted model, not a curated record
AGAAGAGAGCAGAACAAGAGGUGCAACUUGUUUGGUGGUGUCAGUGAACAGCAGAGCAUUUGGAAUUGUUUUUACUUCCUCGCUCUUUCUACACUUGGGUAAUGUGUGUUUGGACAAUAAUGGACUGUCUCUGGAAAGUUGUGUUGUGAUCUCACAACAUAUUGAAUCCAGAAAUCCUCGGUCAUAUUUGCAGCUAUCUUGUCUGACUUCUGAUAUGCCUAAAGAGGAAUUGUGGGUAGGGACAGCUGACCCGGAUCCCAGAGCAGUUGUUGGCAGUGCAGGCAGCUGUGACAGUAUGAUCAGCAACGACUCCAGCCAGUCUGAAAUGAGUGAUGGUGGCUAUGAACAUCUAUCUGUGGAAGAGAAAGAAUGCCUUAUGUUCCUUCAAGAAACACUAGAUUCGUUGGAUCACGAAGCAGACAGUGGGCUCUCUACUGAUGAGGCUGAGAUUGCUGAACUUUCCAGGCACCCACAGACGUGGCCUAAGAGAGACAAUCCCAAAGAACUGGACCAAGAAAGUCUUGGAAAGCAUCAAAAAAAUGAACAAUGCAAAAAAUGUGUGUCUGAUUCUGUUCCUGUUAUCACAAGUUCAGGCUAUCACAGCCUUCCAAGGAAUGUUGUUAUAAGACAGGUCUCCCAACCAAAUGAGGAUUCCCUCACAGAGGCAAGAGGCUUUAAUGAUGAUGAUCCCAAAAUUCUUCCUCAGUCACACCUGACCUCUCAGAGGUCACUUAAGCUUGGGACUGUGGACGUACCAAAUGACCAACCCAGUCUGAUAAAGACCUCUGAUUUGGAGUCUGUAGUCAUUCCACCCCCUGAGCCAUUUCAGGAUCAGUGGAGAAGCCACUCCACAUCAGGGCAGGAGUCACCACCGCCACUUAAUAAAGGUUCCUGCAAGGAUCUUGAAAAGGGGAUACCUUAUCACUCUGAAGUUAAGAGAAAUAUUGACAUCAUGGAGAGUCUUGCAGCUGCAGCUACUCAGCAGCAGUUUUCACCUGAGAAGGCGGGACCCACAUUUGGAAAACAAACUGUUCUAAAACCUCAGUCUCCUCAACCUAACAAGAAGAUAACUGAAAAUGCCCAAGACCAUUAUAAAAAACCUACAAUGGAAGAAUCUGCUCUGGACUCCAGCUUCAAGCAAGGUCCUCCCACUGCCCCAAAGCCCAGGAAGCUGCCACCAAAUAUUAUCCUCAAAACUAGCAAAAGCAAUGCCGUGUCACUUGCUGUAGAUUCUAGUCACAAGAUAAAAGUGCUUUCUCCAUCAAAUGGUAGACCCAGAGCAGCAACAGGUGAUUUUUCCACAGAAAAGGUACAUUGUCUCCAAAAAGAGCAGGACAGAGCCAGGCGAGAGGCUCUAGAGAAACUGGGUCUCCCACAAGAUAAAGAAAAAGACCCAGAUGAUCAAGGAACUCAAAACUCCAGUGUGUCAAAAUCAAGAGAGCCGCCAAGGACUAGCAGCAGAGAGAAUGUAAAUGUCGAUAACAUCUCUGUGAAUAAGAAACCUGAACAGCAGCAUAACCAAGUUGGAGGGAAAGGCAUCCACACCAUGGAGAUCAACAUUCCAGGUGUUAAACAGGCCAACUUCAAAUCCAACACACUGGAACGAUCAGGAGUGGGCCUGAGCAGUUAUGUUUCUUCAGGCAGUGAGGACCAGAAUAUUAAGAACAGUAGUUCACUUGGCAAAAUGUCUUUUUUGGACAAGAUAUCUCCAAGUUUUCUCAGGAAUAACCGACCACGUACAGCUUCCCUUGGCAUGGGGAAAGACUUCACUGAUCUAAAGGAGAACAGAAUGCAGAAUGCUGAGGUAGAAAAAAUUGAAAAGCGAAGAUCCUAUCCACUUCAGAGCCCUGCCAAGCUUCCCAGGCCCCCUUGUGUCAGUGUAAAAAUCACACCUAAGGGGGCUGCAGAUGAACACAGAAAGGAAGCUCUGAAAAAGCUUGGCCUCUUGAAAGAGUAAGAUAAAUGACUAACAAUGGGGAAAUGGUGUGUUCAGAAAGAUUUCUUGUUGCUCUCUCCACUAAAUUAAAACUUGACAAGCUGUAGUAGGAUUUGGUCUAGCAUGUAUGUAUACCCAGUGGGUCACCCAGUGCUGGUUUCACCUGGCAGCAUAAGAAUGAGCAUCCAGUGAAUCCAGUGUUUCUUGAGCAUCACAUUUUACUAUUUAGAUCAAAUGUUACCCCACUUAGAGUUUUGAUCAUCUAUGUAAAACUUCUCUGUGUAUGUGUUGUACAUACUGUAUAAAGUUAUGACUCUUUGUAUGUAAUAAGUAGAUGUUAAACUUGAGGGGGUAAAUGUCAGUGAUAUAGCUUAUAAUUACUAAUGCAAGCCACAAGCUCUGGGGCAUUUUGUCAUGACAGUAGUCCAUAUGGCUUUUACUUUUAUGUGACUGACAUGUGGAUUUUGACAUCUGGGCCAGUGUGGGGGACAACUGAAACCAGCAGUAGUACCUGCCUAGGCAACCCAUGGAUUAAAAAAUUCAUUGGGUACGUAUGAGUCCUGAACUCGUGUUUCUGAAAAAAACAAGUGCUUGGAUGUUCAAUAGAAUAUAGCUUCCAAAUGAUAAGAUAAAUAGCAAAACUGAAAUUGAUUUAGUCCAGAUAUUGCACCUGCUUAUGUGAACAAAUUAGGGAUGUUGUAUACUAAAUUCAUAUAGCUUUUAAAAAUGCUAAGUAUGUUUUUUUAAAAAAAUGAGUAAUAAAACUCUUUUAUACAUUA